Molecule: messenger RNA, 1378 nt
Organism: Phytophthora nicotianae INRA-310
Lineage: Eukaryota; Oomycota; Peronosporomycetes; Peronosporales; Peronosporaceae
Exons: 3
Coding region: 1-1014 (337 amino acids)
Source: RefSeq, a predicted model, not a curated record
AUGCCUGAAGAGCGACAUCGAGUGUGGGGAGAUGGUGGAUUCCGAGGCUGCGUUCAGUUUCGCCUGCGUCGAAAUGCCGUAGUCUAUGACGUCUUCGACUGGCACUUGGAGCAGUGGGACUUGAUGAAGUUGUUUGUGCUGUUUGUGAUCGCACAAAAUUGCUAUCGAUGUGUCGCGUGUUUGAGCUUGACUCUGAACGGUGUGCUGUUGUCGAAGCGUGGGGUACGUCCCGACGGUGAUUUGAAUAUUUGUGGCGAGUGUGAUGAUAGUCUGGUGAAGGGAUUAAUUCCCAAAUUCUCGAUCAAGAAUGGGUUCUAUGUGGGCACGUUACCCAGUCGCCUUGCUGAUAUUACACUACCUGAACGAUUAAUGACGCAGAUGGUGUCGCUCGUUGCGGUCACACGUGUGAUGCGUGGUCGUUCACACCGUUCAAUUCGCUCUCACUGCCUGGUGUUUGACGCCACGCCAGGUCCGCCAGCAACGCUGCUACCAAUUCCAGUAGACGAUAUUACAUCGUAUCGUGUGGUGUUUGCUGGUCCGUUUACGACUGAGCUACAGGCUUCGGUCCGUCAAAUGCAUCGCGUUCGCCGCCAAGUCGUUGAUGAUGUACUGAAGUUUUACCGGCAACAUAAUGGGUUGUACGAAAUGGUUACGGUGGAUUGUUCAGAGGUUUCCCUGGAGGCAAUUGCUGAAACAUUGAUUUAUGAAGACGUUAAUGCUGAUGUUGAAGUGUCAGAAUUGGAUGCUGACCACGAUCGCGUUGGUGGCGUAUCUGACAACGACGUUUGUAGUGUCAAGAGUGACAUUGUCGAGCCUGGAGUCGUUUUAUUUCGGAUGAUCAUGAGUGAAGUGAGCACGCUGAAGUUUGCAGAGGACGAGUUGGUCAUGCUUCCAAGCUUUGACUAUAUAUCAGUCCAGAAGAUGUACACGCAACUUUCGUUGAAGAGUCAGCGACAUCCUGUUCUGUUUGAGCCAUACAGUGAUAUCACGCAAGAUGCGCUUGUAAAGCGCUGAGCGAGAAAGAGCUGCGGCGGCAAGGACGCACGACGUCAGCGCGCGACGAUGAAUCCAGCGCAACCGAUUUUCUUAAGACAGUCGAACUCAGUGGAAGUUCGAUAUGGGGUAGCGAUGCCGAGAGAGCACAAUGUCGACGGCGAGCAUUUGCGUAUCAGAUGAGAUUUGACCAGCCAGCGCUUUUCGUGACGCUAACACCGAACGUGGCCGACUCGUUUGUCAUGGCACAAUACUGUGGUGUUACAUCUGUCGACACCCUAUUUGACGCAGCGUUGUCUGAAAUGCCUGGAAAGUCUGCGCUGCACAGUACUAGUAUGGGUAAUGACAUCGUGUCAGCUAAAUUGUUCAUGCGGCAUAUGGAAGC